This is a messenger RNA of Glycine soja, 1565 nucleotides long. Its product is annotated as FCS-Like Zinc finger 8-like. NCBI's taxonomy places the organism in Eukaryota, Viridiplantae, Streptophyta, Magnoliopsida, Fabales, Fabaceae. The record is from RefSeq and is a predicted model, not a curated record. The coding region runs from base 361 to 1173 and encodes 270 amino acids. The transcript is spliced from 3 exons.
CUUCCUUUAAAAGCCACAUUCCGGCAUCUAUCUAUCCUUCUCUCUCUUCCAAAUCGAAAGCUUCCCUCUUUUUUCUUCUCUUUCUGUUUGUUCUCCAUAAAGUUCCUGAAUUUAAACUCAAAAAAAAAAAAAAUAAACACCCCAAAGUGAGUUGCAGUACUAACAUCUCUUUGAUGGGAAUAGAAUAUAUGCUUUUUUUUUCCUGUUGAACAAAAUUAACAAGAGGGAGCAGAGGCAAUUCAGUUACCCUGACACAGUUUCAGAUCACCACUUCUUUUUUUGGCUGUGUCUCAAAUUCUUCACACUAGAAUUCUUUAUUUCCUAAAAAGAACCCUGAACCUCAAGUGUAACAAGGCCUUAAUGCUGCUGAGAAACAGAUCAAGAGCUGUGACGAAGCCAAGUUUGAUGGGUGAUCACAGCUCCUCCCAGCCAUGUCCAAAUCAGAGUUACAAAAGAACCAUCAUUCCUUCUCUAUUUUCACCAAAAUUCCGAGACUUCACUGCCAAGUGUCUCUCAGCUGGAGCUGAGGCUUUGAGAAGUCCCACAUCGAUUCUUGACACCAGAGCCUUAUCAUCCCCAUUUGGGAGUCCUUUGUCACAUGAAGCAGCAGCCUCAGAAAACACAACCUCUUGGGACUCCAAAUGCAUUGGCCUUGCUCUUGUUGGUGCACUCAAAGAUGAAACUUUUCCUCAGAAUUCAACUAAACCAAGUAGUGGAACGGUUCUGUUUGGAACUAAGCAUAGAGUAAAAAUCCCACCUUUGCCACUGUCACUGCCACCACCUUCAUUUGAAUCCAAAACAUGUGCUUCUGCUGCUGCGGCUGAUUGUGCUGCCAAAACCAAGGAUUCUCCAUUAUCUGUUGCAACUGGUGUUCUGAGUUUGAGUGAGAUGGAGCUUUCUGAGGAGUACACGUGUGUGAUAGCACAUGGACCUAAUCCAAGAACAACACACAUAUUCGACAAUUGUAUUGUGGAAAGCUACUGUUCCCUGCCCAAUACACCCAAUUCUCCUUCACUCAAUUUCCUUAGCUUCUGUCACACUUGCAAGAAGCAUCUUGAGCAGACUAAGGACAUUUUUAUUUACAGAGGAGAGAAAGCUUUCUGCAGCAAAGAAUGUCGCCACCAAGAGAUGGUGCUAGAUGGAGCAAGAAAUUCAGAAUUUGACAGAUACUAAUGAGAAUAUUUUACUUCUACCACGGCCUCGAAAGUGUUGCAUACUGAUGAGGAUAACCAGCUAGUCACAAUUUUCCAUUCUUGGUUAGGAUUUUCUAGAUGAUGUUUUGUUGUGACUAGCAUAUUAUAUUUUACCCUUGUGAAGUUUCUUUUGUUUUCUGUUUUUUUGGUCUCUCCCUUGCAAAUAGAGAUAAGAGAGGAUGAGGAUGUAGAGUUCACUUCAAGAAAUGAGUAGUUUUUUUAGAUUGCUUACGGUUUUCUCCCUUUGUUUUCGGCUGAAGCAGAUGAUGAUAUAUGACUUUUAUUUUCUUCUUAUCCGGGUAGAUGAUGAUGAUGCAUAUAAUUGUAAAUGGGGACCAAUUCAUUAUUUUUCUCAAGAAGAUUCCUCUCUUG